UAUGGAAAUAGUGAUCGGAUUGCCAACGACACCAUCACCGUUGUCCUCCUCCAGGACCUCCACUGAUCCUCCUUCUCGUUCACGGUGGUGGACACAGCUACAAUCAUUAUUCCUUCGUCGUAAAGAACUCACUAAAAAUGAGAAAUUAGCUUUACAUAAACUCAACUUGUACGUCAUGUUCACGGUCUUUCCUGUCUUUACCAUUACCGUCAUUUUUCUCGGUAUCAGGCUACCUCACUGCCACGCCAACUUCUCCGUCGAAUCCAUCUCCGUUACUCCCUCCUCUUCAUCCACGUGGUGGCACGUCGAUUUCCUUGUGGAAAACCCGAACUCAUCGAGUUGUCUUGUCUACUACAACGGACAUAACGUGCAAGCUAAGGUUGGUUCCUUAAACGCCGCUGUUUUGGAAACCUCUCGUAGGGAUGAUUCGAGUGGCCGCCACACGAGUUUCUUGGUAGAUUUAGCCACGGAGGGUAAUCAUAGCCACGUCUUUGCAGCCUCUCCUAGAGGUUUCGAAUUAGAACUGAAACUUAGUGCCAAGGAUUAUCUUUCAGUUGGACAUUUCGAGAUCAGGUGUCAAAAUCUCACUAUCGGUUAUGAGAAGAUUAGGUGCUAUUCCUCUUUCCAAAGAACUCGUUUUGAAUGUUGUUAA
Messenger RNA from Capsella rubella, 652 nucleotides. RefSeq lists its product as uncharacterized. NCBI's taxonomy places the organism in Eukaryota, Viridiplantae, Streptophyta, Magnoliopsida, Brassicales, Brassicaceae. The record is from RefSeq and is a predicted model, not a curated record. The coding region runs from base 2 to 652 and encodes 216 amino acids. The transcript has a single exon.